Messenger RNA from Candidula unifasciata, 642 nucleotides. The record is from the annotation of a GenBank genome assembly. Lineage: Eukaryota; Metazoa; Mollusca; Gastropoda; Stylommatophora; Geomitridae.
GCUACAGGUGGUGAGAAAAAGGAACACUUAUAUAAAAUUUUGGUCAUUGGCGAGCUGGGUACUGGGAAAACUAGCAUCAUCAAGAGAUAUGUCCACCAGUUCUUUUCACAGCAUUAUAGAGCAACUAUUGGUGUUGAUUUUGCACUUAAAGUAAUUAACUGGGAUGCAGAUACGUUAAUUCGGCUACAGUUAUGGGACAUAGCAGGACAAGAAAGGUUUGGCAACAUGACCCGUGUGUACUAUAAGGAGGCUGUUGGAGCUUUUGUUGUGUUUGAUGUAACCAGAGCCUCAACUUUUGAGGCUGUAACCAAGUGGAAAGCAGAUCUGGACAACAAGGUCCAGCUUGCUGAUGGAUCACCUGUACCUUGUGUAUUAUUGGCUAACAAAUGUGACCAGACAAAAGAAGGACUAGUCAACAAUGCCUCGCAGAUGGAUGAGUUCUGCAAAGAGAAAGGUUUCAUAGGCUGGUACGAGACUUCUGCUAAAGAAAAUAUCAAUAUUGAUGAGGCGGCCAGAUUUUUAGUCACCAAGAUUCUGGAGAAGGACAAGGCAAAUAAAUUAGGCGAGGAUGAAAAAGAUGAUGAGAAAAUUAGAGUCAAUGCAAACGAAAGAUCCAACACAUCAAGGAAAAGCUGCUGUUGA